Molecule: messenger RNA, 501 nt
Organism: Pipistrellus nathusii (Nathusius's pipistrelle)
Lineage: Eukaryota; Metazoa; Chordata; Mammalia; Chiroptera; Vespertilionidae
Source: the annotation of a GenBank genome assembly
AUGGCGGACGAGGCCACCCGGCGCGUCGUGUCUGAGAUCCCAGUGCUGAAGACGAACGCCGGACCUCGCGACCGGGAGCUGUGGGUGCAGCGCCUCAAGGAGGAAUAUCAGGCUCUCAUCCGGUAUGUGGAGAACAACAAGAAUGCAGACACUGAUUGGUUCCGACUGGAGUCCAACAAGGAAGGGACUCGGUGGUUUGGAAAAUGCUGGUACAUCCAUGAUCUCCUCAAAUAUGAGUUUGACAUCGAGUUUGAAAUUCCUAUCACAUAUCCCACUACUGCGCCAGAAAUUGCAGUCCCUGAACUGGAUGGAAAAACAGCCAAGAUGUACAGGGGUGGCAAAAUAUGUCUGACUGAUCACUUUAAGCCUUUGUGGGCCAGGAACGUGCCCAAGUUUGGACUGGCUCAUCUUAUGGCUCUGGGGCUGGGUCCCUGGCUGGCAGUGGAAAUCCCCGAUCUGAUUCAGAAAGGUGUUAUUCAGCAUAAAGAGAAGUGCAUCUGA